This is a messenger RNA of Coniophora puteana RWD-64-598 SS2, 1289 nucleotides long. RefSeq lists its product as uncharacterized. The record is from RefSeq and is a predicted model, not a curated record. Lineage: Eukaryota; Fungi; Basidiomycota; Agaricomycetes; Boletales; Coniophoraceae. The transcript has 10 exons. Bases 1 to 1179 code for a protein of 392 amino acids. Gene Ontology annotation, biological process: carbohydrate metabolic process.
AUGAUUAGCACUACUUGGGUUGCCCUCGCUCUCGCUGGCCUUGCUGCCGCACAGGACUUCAGCAUUCCCUCUGGAUGGAGUAACCCUAGCACAUCAACCUCCGAGGGAGACCUUGCCACCGACGCUCAGAACCUCAUUGGCACUCUCAGCAUUGACUCCAGCAACGGAGGCGUCCAGGGUCUUGGUUACUGGCAGAGCGCUAACUGGCUCACGGGCAUAGCCAACCUCGACCACUUCAAGAGCCAGACCACUAACCAACAGGCCGUGACCGAUGCCUUGAACGGCGCAUUCAGCUCGUAUGCCAACUAUGACCAAUACGGGUACAACGAUGAUGCAUUGUGGUGGGGUACUGCUGCGUACUACGGCUACCGUGCGUAUGGCGACCAGAACCUUCUCAACAAUGCCAUCGCUACCUGGAAGAAUGUGAACAACUACGUCAUCACCGACGCCGUUGCCAGCUCAGGCAGCCUUAGCAGCAAAAGCUUCAGCAUUGAAGGCAGUUGCAACGGCCAAUCCAUGGUUGGUGGUGUUUUCUGGCGCCCGACAAGCGACGAUCAGUCCGUCAACUCUGUCACCACUGGUCUGUUCGCGACUCUCGGUGCCUACCUCGGCGAGGCAACCGGUGACUCCAGCUACACCACCGCUGCCGCGGCAAGUGCCAACUGGAUCAAGAAUGCGAACACGAACUCUGCCGGUCUCCCGCUCGACACCAUCAACGGCAACAACUGCCAGGUGACCAACUGGGUCUUCACUUACAACACCGGCAAGUACAUCGAGGCGCUCGCCGUCCUCGCCUCUGGUGACAGCAACACGUGGCAGUCAACCUUGGAGAACACCAUCGUCGCUGCGACGAAGAACGCGCCCUGGCAGGGCGACAACGGUAUCAUCACCGAGGGCUCCAGCGACUCUACCGACAACGACAGCGCCGGCUUCAAGUCCGUCCUCAUCCGCGCCCUGCACGAGGCCUGGGCCCGCAACAGCGGCAACGGCGACCUGACCGGUCUCGUCAAGGCGUACACUGACGUGCAGUGGAACGCGCUCGAGAGCCUCGCGUCGACGCAGGGCAACGGCCAGACCUGGUUCUCCACCAACUGGCCCGGCCCCGGCCCGAGUGCCCUCGUCCCUUGGGGCCAGCUCGCCGCCAUCGACGUCUUGGUCUCGGCCACCAACGAGAACUAAGUAACUCGGAGUAUACGCAUGAGGGACAUUGGUAAAUUAUUUAGUUAAAGAUGUAACGCUAGUAGCUAGGGCAGCUUCUAUGCUGUGGGAUAUGAGGCUAGUUAGAGCUC